UGGAGAAGCAGUUUCGUGCCGUUGCGGCGUGUUCUAUUUUUCAGUUGACGAAGUAUCACCAGUAUCUCCAGAACGAAACUGUCGACUUCGGAGUUUAUGGUAUGAGCUUCAGUCGUAAUCCAGUAGCCUGCGUGAUCUGGUUGACAGUUAUUAUAUUUCAGUAAGGACAAACUCGUUUUAGUCAACAAAAUUAUAGCAGCUGUAAAACAAACGCAACCAUGAUUUUUCGGACGUUACUUAUCUUUAUCUUUCUUACUACUUUGAGCAUUGGAAUUAAAUUGGACGAGAGAAUAACGAUCGAAAAACUGAGUAUACUAAAAUCCCCACAUGUACACAUGAAAAAUGAAUCGGCAGUUUUUGAAAAAAUAAAUGCAAUAAUAUCCGAAGGACCAGACAACCUUGAGUUCAUAACGGAUUUUGACCAAACAUUGACAAAGCAACACGAAAAUGGAGUUCUAUCAAUGGAUUCGGCUGAAAUUUUUUUUCAAAGCAAACAACUGCCAAGAACUAUCGUUAAAGCAAUUCAAGAUUUGCUCACCAAAUUUAAUGCAAUUCCAAUGAUAAAUACAAUCAACAAAGAACGAAUAUCAGAAUCAUGGAAGGAAUUAAUUGAAACAGUUCAGACCAGACUACGAGGAUUGCCGUUCGAUCGUACAGAAAUAGAAAAGCUCGUUCUCCAAUACGGACCUUCAUUUAGAAAUGGAACAAGUGAAUUAUUCUUAAGACUUCAUAAUUUGAAUAUACCAGUUGUGAUAUUUAGUGCAGGAUUGAGCGAUGUGAUCGAGGUGCAAUUCAGUCACGAAAAUAUACAUUAUGACAAUAUUUCUAUCAUAGCCAAUCGGUUGAAAUUCAAUGGAACUGUUCUUGACGGCUUAGAAAAUUAUAAACAUCCAAUUAGUGUAUUUAACAAACAUGAGUACGUAAGUUAUUUUGUUAGCAGCAAGGCCCUGAAAAUUCGCAGCAAUAAAAUCUUGAUGGGCGAUAACAUAGGAGAUGUAACGAUUGCACAUGGAUUUGAAAAUAAAGGAACAGAAUUGACGAUUGGAUUUUUCUACAAUCAGACUGGAAACAGCUUGGAAAUGUAUAAGGAAACUUUUGAUAUAGUUUUGAAUGAUGACCAAACGAUGAAUGUGAUACUGGAUAUCAUCAAGUGGCUCUGAAGUAAUGUUAGACGUUAGAUAUAAUUUUUUCUCAAUUACAUGUAAUGAAGCAAAAAUUGUAAAUCGAUACGCAUACGAUUGCAAAAGUAUUAGUGAUGUAAAUUCUCUACUAAGUUAUUCAAAUAAAUGAAAAACUAUUAUCUUCGUAUCCAACAAGGGAUUCGUUUACUUAUAUUCCAUUCGUAUCGAUUAUUCUGAACAUAAAUAAUUUAUACGUAAUUAAAAAAGGAAUAACACUUUGGAAAAGCUUAUAAUAAGUUCUCUACAGAUAUUUUUUAGAAAAGAUCGAUUAUUAUUGUGGCGAACGCACCGAGCAUUCGAACCAACAUUCGAACGUGGUUGAGAAACAAAAGUAUGAGCAUAGCAACGAACAUUCAUUUCGUUUAAUGAAAAAACAUUUCUAUAGUUAGUCUGUCAAUUGUAUUCUUAAUAAAUAGACGUUGUGAUAUUAACCAAUUGACUUAUUACUAGUAGGAGUAAAUACUCGAACAAAUAAUCAUUUAUUCCUAUAAUUAUUGUAAGAAGUAAAAAAAAACAACUAAAAUAAAAGUUACGAAAACAGUUUAAGCAUCACGGAAAACAUACAUAUUUAUAUCAUUUUACACAUACAUACAUACACACACACCGCAAUAAC
Molecule: messenger RNA, 1794 nt
Organism: Phymastichus coffea
Lineage: Eukaryota; Metazoa; Arthropoda; Insecta; Hymenoptera; Eulophidae
Product: 7-methylguanosine phosphate-specific 5'-nucleotidase-like
Exons: 7
Coding region: 219-1160 (313 amino acids)
Cellular component (GO): cytoplasm
Molecular function (GO): magnesium ion binding; 5'-nucleotidase activity
Source: RefSeq, a predicted model, not a curated record